ACAACAAGUAAAAGCAAGUGGAUCGCUCGGCGGAGAGAAAGUAGUCGGUCGGUAUCGAAGAUUGGUAAACCAUGUCCUACGAAGCGGAGUAGCAGACUAGAGCUAUGGAUCCGCGUAACACGUAAUCGUACCAUACGCUCACAGCUUGAUCCUUUUUUUUUGUGCAGUUCCACCCACGAUAGCUCCCUUUAGCUUUAACAAGGACCUCUCGGAAGGUGUGCGUGCUCAGGUAACUUGCAUGGUCGAGAAGGGCGAUCCUCCGUUCACGAUCGGUUGGUCCAAGGACGGGGAGCCGAUCGCCGGACCGGGUCCUCCACUUGGGUUCGGCAACUCCGGCAUAACCGGACUCAGGCACACGCAGACACUCGUCGGGCUGCGCGUAACCAACAUUGACGCCCAUUCCAGUACCAUAGUUAUCGAGCGCGUCAGCGCCGCGCACACCGGCAACUAUACUUGUUUGGCGCGCAAUUCCGUGGCCGAGGUCCUCUGGACGGCCGAAUUGAUCGUUCGUGUGCCACCCCGUUGGGUGAUGGAACCCCAAGAUGUUCGCGCGUCAGAGGGAAUGUCGCGGCUGGUGCUUCACUGUCAUGCGGACGGGUUUCCGCCUCCGGCGGUCACGUGGCGGCGCGCGAGCGGCAAGAAGCCUGGUAAUUAUCGCGACAUUGUCGCCCACGAGCACGCCCAGGACCUCAGGAUACACUCGAACGGUUCGCUGGUGUUCGGUCGAGUGCAAGAGGAUCACGAGGGAUUCUAUUUGUGCGAGGCGGUGAAUGGGAUUGGAGCCGGCCUCAGCAAAGUAGUACAUCUAACCGUGAACGUACCCGCUCAAUUCGUGGAAAGACAUCGCAAUCAAACGGCGAGGUUGGGCUCGAACGCCUCGUUGCGUUGCGAGGCGAAAGGCGAUCAUCCCCUAAAAAUACUUUGGAAAAAGAAUGGUGCGCAGCUGGAGCACAAAUUGUCCGACUACCGUUACACGAUGAAAGAAGAAAACACCACCGAUGGUACGAUCAGCACUCUCGGAUUCAUCAGUACCAGUCGAGAGGACAGCGGGAAGUAUUUGUGUUUUGCGUCCAACACUUAUGGCCGCGACGAGAUGACGAUUCAUCUGUACAUUCAAGAACCGCCCGAUUUCCCACGGAAUCUACACGUGAUCGAGAAAGGCAGCCGGUACAUCAACAUCAGCUGGACGACCAGUCAGGACGGAAACAGCCCGAUAACGCAGUACAUUGUUGAAUAUAAAACUGACACCGAAGUGUGGCACGAUCACACGUUUCACGCGACAGUGCCUGGUACUCAAGCUUACGCGCACGUCACCAGUUUGCGUCCAGCGGUUACUUAUCAGUUCCGAAUAUACGCCGAAAAUGAAUUAGGUCGAAGUCAGGCGAGCGACAUUUUGGAAACAACGACAGAAGGGGAGAAACCAAGCGGUCCGCCGCAAAAUCUCAAGGUGGAUCCUGUCAGCUCGACCGAGUUUAACGUCACCUGGGAUCCACCUAAUCGCGAUUUAUGGAAUGGAGAGAUACUCGGUUAUCACGUUGGUUACAAAGAACAUCGGUUGGCAGCGGACCAAUACACCUACAAGACCGUCGAAAGACGGAUUUCCACGGCCAACCUAGCCUUAGGUUUAGCAAGAACCUCGAUGCCCGGUAGGCAAUAUCAAUUGACAAACUUGAAAAAGUUCACAAGUUACAGCGUGGUGGUACAGGCGUACAACGCGCUUGGCCAAGGUCCCAUGACGCCGGAAGUAGUUGCGACGACUCUCGAAGAUGUACCGAGCAGCCCGCCCCAAGACAUACGCUGCACGGCGCUCUCCUCGCAAUCACUGCAAGUCUCCUGGGACGCGCCGCCUGACUCCAGUUUGAACGGGAUCCUGAAAAGCUACAAAGUCAUAUGGGAGAACAUGGACGCUCUGACAGAGUCCACCAAGCCGGAAAUGAAGAUCACCAGCACCUUGAUUGUCGUAAUUCACGGCCUUGAGAAGUACACAAACUACUCUGUUCAAGUGACGGCUUCCACGAAGGCCGGCGACGGCGUCCCAUCUGCGCCGUUGUAUUGCAUCACCGAGGAGGAUCUGCCAGAGGUGCCGGCGGGUGUGAAGGCGGUCGUCAGUUCCGCGACAUCAAUUAUCGUGUCCUGGCAGCCACCCCUCAGAAGCAACGGGAACAUCACAUCGUACAACGUUCAUAUCCUUGGAGUCGACCCGGAGGGAAAAUGGUACAGGCGGGCGCUUUUGCCGCAUCAAACCAGCUAUCAGGCUGAAAAUUUACACAAGAGGAAGCAGUACGAAUUUAGUAUAGCUGCCGUCACCUCGGUGGGCGAGGGACCGCUCACUCAGCCAAUCAUGGUCUCGCCAUCGAGCGAAGUUCGGGCAGCGAUAUAUUCGUUCGGCACUGUGCUGAUCGUUCCGUGGAAACAAGACGCGACAUUACCGUGCCAAACCGUCGGGAAGCCAGAACCGUCGGUGACGUGGAAACAAUGGGGCCAGAUAGUAAAGUCAUCCGCUAGGGUGUCCUUGUUACCGGAAGGUUCGUUGCAGAUUAUGGAUCUUCACAGGGAGGACAGCGGGAAUUACACGUGCUACGUCGAAAAUCGUCAUGGUUACGAUCAAAUAACGCAUCGUUUAACCGUACAAGUUCCGCCAGCAGCCCCGUCGCUUCAUGCUACCAGCGCUACAAGUAAUUCGAUCAACGUCCAGUGGAAGAACGGCGACGAUGGCGGAGCACCGAUCAGAGGUUACAUCCUCCACUACAAACGAGAGUCUGGCGAAUGGGAAGAGAUGAAAGUAUCGCACAAAAUCAACAGUUUCGUUCUAUCGCGGUUGUGGUGUGGUAACGAUUACCAAAUGUAUCUGACGGCGUACAAUCGGAUCGGUAUGGGCUCGCCUAGCGAAAUCGUGAAAGCCACGACCAAAGGCUCGAAGCCGGAUGACUCGCCGAGCAACGGCGAUAAAUUCGUAACGGUCAACGUCUCCUGGAUAAAUCUUCAUCUAAGCAUGUGGAACGACGGUGGAUGCCCGAUCACUUACUUCGAACUCGAGUACCGUAAGAACGGAGAAGACAUAUGGACGUUGGUAUCGAACAAUAUCGAGGUACAAAAGACGUAUACGCUGAGCGAGCUGCAACCCGGAACGACCUACGACGUCCGAAUAAGAGCGCACAAUAACGCAGGUUUUUCGGUUGCCGAAUAUAGAAUAACGACUUUGCAACCUCACAGCAGUAGCACGGUACCAGCCGUGGAGAUCGAUCACUACAUACCACAGCAUACGUCCGUCUACUCUGAUUUGAAGCUCAUUGUCCCAUUGAUAUUGAGCUCGUUGGCGGUUAUCGCCGCCGCUGGUGCUGUCUUUUAUUGUUUUCGGAAACGUCCGUUUAUAGGGGAAAUCGCGAGUCUCCACGACGCCCAAACCGCGGCGGCCUUAGACAAUAAGCAAAACAUGGAGCAACGCGAGCAGUACUACGCUACGGUGCGCAAGCCGCUUCGCUCGCCGAUACACGAGAUGGCUACCUUGGAAAAGAUUCCAGAAUACUCCGAGGACAUUUACCCGUACGCCACGUUCCAGCUGGAGGAAAGUGUCCCGCCAGGAGGCGAUAGUCGUUGUAAUUCUGCCGCGCCUCUUCAGACCUUCGUCUAUCACGAUCCUCGUCUAUCUACCGCCGACACUCUUCAAUUACGAGAGUCGGAUUGCAACCGGUACACUAAGGUGCGCGGAGGCCGUUCGACCUCUGCGCCGUUGCACAAAACGCACAAAGUCAGUCAGGGCAAGUCCGAGUCGGAGGAAUACGACACCCUGGGCUCGGAUAGCGACACGGAAGUCGGGACCAGCAGCCGAACCGAGUCUUCCAAUCACCUCGUCGAUUCGCACCACUCGGUGUCUGCGGCCGACUCGCGUGUCCACAGUAUGCAAUCUUUCAUCCUUCUACUUCGGUUUACGCCUUCUAUCUUCUAUUUUCUGUCUCUCACUUUCUGAUCUGUCUGGUUGGUUCGAUCCUUUCAAUCUCGCGAUCCUUUCUCGAGAUCCUUUCGUUUUCGGACGAUUCUCCGAGAGGGGAACGAGGGGAGGAGAGGAGCGUCGCGAGAUUUUCCACGCACCGCAAAUACAUACCGCCGGAGGUCCGUUCCCCCGUUGCCUGUUUACGUUCGUUAGAGUGCACCGAAUACAUAUAUGUAUAUGUAUGUGUGUAACCGAGCAUUCGCAAGCUUGUUGUUUGUAACGUGAGACGUCGGAACGAGAUCGGGGAGAGAUAGAACGCUUCGGGGAUGCUUAUACGGCCCUCGUUCGCUCAGGAAAAUCGGCUAAUUUUCUGUUCGCAGACUUCCUGUACCAUGGACCAGAAUCUAGCACGUCUACAGAACCCUCACCGAUUUUUGAGAGAAAAUCGUUUCCUGGAAGGGGACGA
Messenger RNA from Colletes gigas, 4397 nucleotides. Its product is annotated as Down syndrome cell adhesion molecule-like protein Dscam2. Gene Ontology annotation, biological process: cell-cell adhesion; axon guidance. Bases 239 to 3967 code for a protein of 1242 amino acids. The transcript is spliced from 14 exons. The record is from RefSeq and is a predicted model, not a curated record. Gene Ontology annotation, molecular function: protein binding. Gene Ontology annotation, cellular component: plasma membrane; axon. Lineage: Eukaryota; Metazoa; Arthropoda; Insecta; Hymenoptera; Colletidae.